Messenger RNA from Botrytis deweyae, 246 nucleotides. RefSeq lists its product as uncharacterized. The transcript has 2 exons. NCBI's taxonomy places the organism in Eukaryota, Fungi, Ascomycota, Leotiomycetes, Helotiales, Sclerotiniaceae. Gene Ontology annotation, molecular function: metal ion binding. The record is from RefSeq and is a predicted model, not a curated record. Bases 1 to 246 code for a protein of 81 amino acids. Gene Ontology annotation, biological process: protein histidyl modification to diphthamide.
AUGGCCGAGAAUAUUUACGACGAAAUCGAGAUCGAGGAUAUGACUUAUGAUCCAGUCCUACAAAUUUAUCAUUAUCCAUGUCCAUGUGGCGAUCGAUUUGAAAUCGGUAUUGCUGAUUUGAGAGAUGGCGAAGACAUUGGUGUCUGUCCAAGUUGUAGUUUGAUGAUCAAAGUUAUUUUCGAGGUGGAUGAUUUACCAAAGCCGGAAGGAGAUCAAGGUGGCCCUCAAGUGACGAUUGCGACAUGA